UUGCGUUUGAUGAUCACUUCGAUCUUGUUCCACAUCGCAUUUUCUCUCUCUGUGCCGACGACGGUGUCGUCUGCGGCUGACGAUCGUGAAAAACAAAAUUUUCCUCGGUGAAAAUGAACUCAUAAAUUGUAGAUAGUUUGAUUAGCUGUAAGUUUCGUGACAAUUUAUCCUUCAAAGUGCAUCAAAUUAAAAAAAAAGUGAAGUAACCCGAGCACAGAAUGACUUUCCUCAGUUUGCUGAGCUAUGUCUCACUGUUGGUGCAGAUCUGCUUCGCAACCGUAUCGAUAGCUGCUGGCCUUUACUAUCUAGCCGAACUGGUAGAGGAAUACACGGUCAUGGCUAAGAAGGUCAUUACUUGGAUGAUCGUCGGGUCGGUUCUACUUUACGCGGUGUUCAUAUUUACGGAAUGUUUCACCUGGACGUUGAUACUCUGCGGUGUUGGAGCCCAGGGCUUACAUGCAGCCAUACUGAAGAACUUCCCAUACGUGAAGUUCCUUUCGCCCAGCUUUCUGGGCGCUGUGAUAUUACUUUUAUUGAAUCACUACUUGGCUUUCAUCUAUUUCCAACAGCAGUUCCAUCCAUUCACGGAGGUAAUGGCAUACUUUACGUUGUGCCUAUGGUUGGUGCCGUUUGCGCUGUUUGUGUCACUAUCGGCCAAUGACAAUGUUCUGCCAACCAGCAACGAAAGAACGCAUCUUUUAGGUGAUAACGACGUGGUGACAAACUACUUCUCCAGUCGGAAGAAGAUAGGCUUGCUGUCGCUAUUUAACUUUGCCAAGGAAUCGCUUCUACCGGAGCGAAAUAAGAAAGCAUUUUAAGCAAACGAUCUCCGUACCACCGUAAUCAAUCCAACUGAAGAACAAAAUGUGAAACGUUCUGCCAUCAUCAACAUUAUCGACCAUCGAUAGACACAUCUCCGUUUUUUGCUCUUUUGUUAUUUAUUUAUUGAACAUAUUAUGAUAGCUGCAUCAAACACCAAUAAACUUUGAGUGAGAAAUUA
Ochlerotatus camptorhynchus is the source of this 1000-nucleotide messenger RNA. RefSeq names its product protein TEX261-like. Gene Ontology annotation, cellular component: Golgi membrane; COPII-coated ER to Golgi transport vesicle; endoplasmic reticulum membrane. The coding region runs from base 219 to 818 and encodes 199 amino acids. Gene Ontology annotation, biological process: endoplasmic reticulum to Golgi vesicle-mediated transport. The transcript has 3 exons. NCBI's taxonomy places the organism in Eukaryota, Metazoa, Arthropoda, Insecta, Diptera, Culicidae. The record is from RefSeq and is a predicted model, not a curated record. Gene Ontology annotation, molecular function: COPII receptor activity.